CCCAGCUCCGGAAAUGCCAGGGAUGCAGAUAGAGCAGAAUUGUUUUCCCUUUGUAUCGGGUCAAAACGUGCCAGAUUCGUGUUGCUGGAACCGCCUGUAACAACCAGAACCCCUGGGAAGCCAGGGCAUGCUCCCGGAUUUUCGAUCGAAGAUCCAUAAGGAAGUUUUACAAUAAAUUUGGAGACCUGGAACAAGCCCUAGCGGUUGGAUCCUUUAUCAAGCAGAAAUGCAUCGAACAACCAGAAUCAAGAUCACUGAGCUAAAUCCCCACCUAAUGUGUGUGCUUUGUGGAGGGUACUUCAUUGAUGCCACAACCAUAAUAGAAUGUCUACAUUCCUUCUGUAAAACAUGUAUUGUGCGUUACCUGGAGACCAGCAAGUAUUGUCCCAUCUGUGAUGUCCAAGUUCACAAAACUAGACCCUUACUGAAUAUAAGGUCAGAUAAAACUCUUCAAGAUAUUGUAUACAAAUUAGUUCCAGGGCUUUUCAAAAAUGAAAUGAAGAGAAGAAGGGAUUUUUAUGCAGCUCAUCCUUCAGCUGAUGCUGCCAAUGGCUCUAAUGAAGAUAGAGGAGAAGUUGCAGAUGAAGACAAGAGAAUUAUAACUGAUGAUGAGAUAAUAAGUUUAUCCAUUGAAUUCUUUGACCAGAACAGAUUGGAUCGGAAAGUAAAUAAAGACAAGGAGAAAUCUAAGGAGGAGGUGAAUGAUAAGAGAUACUUACGAUGCCCAGCAGCAAUGACUGUGAUGCACCUAAGAAAGUUUCUCAGAAGUAAAAUGGACAUACCUAAUACUUUCCAGAUUGAUGUCAUGUAUGAAGAGGAACCGUUAAAGGACUACUAUACACUAAUGGACAUUGCCUACAUUUAUACCUGGAGAAGGAAUGGUCCGCUCCCUUUGAAAUACAGAGUUCGACCUACUUGUAAAAGAAUGAAGAUCAGUCACCAGAGAGAUGGACUGACAAACGCUGGAGAACUGGAAAGUGACUCUGGGAGUGACAAGGCCAACAGCCCAGCAGGAGGCAUUCCCUCCACCUCUUCUUGUUUGCCCAGCCCCAGCACUCCAGUCCAGUCUCCUCAUCCUCAGUUUCCUCACAUUUCCAGUACUAUGAAUGGAACCAGCAGCAGUCCCAGUGGUAACCACCAAUCUUCCUUUGCCAAUAGACCUCGAAAGUCUUCAGUAAAUGGAUCGUCAGCAACUUCGUCUGGUUGA
Messenger RNA from Vicugna pacos (alpaca), 1207 nucleotides. It is a transcript of the gene BMI1, whose product is annotated as BMI1 proto-oncogene, polycomb ring finger. Gene Ontology annotation, biological process: negative regulation of transcription by RNA polymerase II. The record is from RefSeq and is a predicted model, not a curated record. NCBI's taxonomy places the organism in Eukaryota, Metazoa, Chordata, Mammalia, Artiodactyla, Camelidae. Gene Ontology annotation, cellular component: PRC1 complex. Gene Ontology annotation, molecular function: promoter-specific chromatin binding.